AUGGGGGAGAAGAUUACAAUAGUAGGAUCAAAUCCCCACCAACAAAAUGAGAAAUCAGACAAAUUGGAAGUUCUUUUCGUUUUUUCUUCUGCUUUUAGGAACCUUUUUGUUAAUGUGAAUUGUUUUUAUUUUGUAAGGGGAAGAGGAAAGGAAGCUAUGGAAAUCCCAGUCCAGCAGAAGAAGCUUUCACUCGAUAUUAAGGGAAAUAAAACAGAUAUAGUCAUAUGUGCCUAUGAUGACCAUUUUAUGGUUAUAGCUACUCAAAUAGGAAGCAUGGGUACAAUAUUGCAGGCCAGGAAGGAGGAAGGGGUGUCGAUCCAUCCAACCUUUAGUGUUUCUGUAUUACUGGGUAAACGCGAUGAGCCCAUGCUGGUUGCAUGUGCUCGGCAGAUUAUUGAGCACAUAAGUAAUGCCGGAUCUUCUAGGUCUUUGGUUUUAUCUCUUGGACUACGCGACCAUUCUCUGCCCACUUUGAAGGGUAUCGUUUCGGCUGUCACUGAGAACUGCCUUUGGUGACCUAUACUCUGUCAAUUUUGGAUUGUUCAUAGUUGUUAUAGCCAGAAGAGAGAAACUUAAUGAUUAAUUCAGUCCUGUGAAGUGUUUAUGCUUACUCCUUAAUGAUGUUCUAUUAUCAGCAAGACUUCUCUAGACUGUAAAAAAAGUGUUUCUAUUGGUGUCCUU
Molecule: messenger RNA, 681 nt
Organism: Solanum verrucosum
Lineage: Eukaryota; Viridiplantae; Streptophyta; Magnoliopsida; Solanales; Solanaceae
Exons: 8
Coding region: 1-516 (171 amino acids)
Biological process (GO): proteasome assembly
Source: RefSeq, a predicted model, not a curated record